This is a messenger RNA of Fundulus heteroclitus (mummichog), 1451 nucleotides long. RefSeq lists its product as uncharacterized. The record is from RefSeq and is a predicted model, not a curated record. Lineage: Eukaryota; Metazoa; Chordata; Actinopteri; Cyprinodontiformes; Fundulidae. The transcript has 4 exons. The coding region runs from base 1 to 489 and encodes 162 amino acids.
AUGUUUCGGCAGAAGCUCACAUGCCCCUAUGAGGCCGAGCAGCAGAGCCUGCGCCGGGUGUGGUGCCGGCGGAGCUCUCCAGAGUGCUGCACGGGCUUCAACUUCAGCUACAGCGCCCGCUCAGUGGACGGAGGCAAACUGAGGGUGACCCAGGACGCGCGCUCCUUCACCGUGGAGGUGCUGGAGCCGAGCGGCAGAGACGGGCUCUACUGGUGUGGUCUGCUGAGCAAGGACGCAACCAUCAUCAAGCUGGCGGAAGGUUAUUUUCAUAGCUCCACUGGUGCUUUUAUCUGGAGUUUCCUUCGCUGGGCUAUGCUGCCACUACUGCCGUUAGUGACCAUAUGUGCUUAUGUCCUCACCAAAAUGAAAACAAAGCAGUGCUGCAAGAAAGAUGAUGAACUUUAUGACGACGUUGCUGCAGCUGGAGCCACUGACCCGGUGUAUGACAGUCCAGAUCAUCUGAAUGAGAGCGAGUCAGCUGGGAUUUAACUUCAUCCCAGGAGGGGCUGGGAGUCGGACUCGGAUGCUAUUUUUUUUUUAAAACAAUAGAGGAAAAAAACUCAAUUUCUUUCUCUUUUAUGAAGAAAUAAGUUUGCUUUUAUUGGACAAAUCAAACAUAGGCAAACUGACACAUAGUGUAAAGAUGGAACAUGUCAUAGGGUGAAAAAUACAUGAAGAAUUUCAUCCCAAAAUGAGUUUUUUAAUAAGCAUUUGUAUUAACAGUCAUCUGAUACCAUCCUUUCUAAAGUGCAUAUCAUUCUGAUGAAUGUUAUUACUUUAGUAAAUAGAAUGUAACAUUAAAAUAAAAAUCAGGAUUUCAGUGACUGUUUCCACAAGCGUGUGCGAUUUUGGAAUGAAGCUCCUCAAAUAUAUAUAUCUAUGUAUUUACUUUUUACAUUCUUUUCUUGCUGUACAUUUAAGUCUCAUGCUUUGCUUGAAACCUUUAGCAGCAUUUAUCCUCAAACAAGAGAUGGGAGAAAAAGCAACACAGUAUUUAGGAUAAUGCUGCAUAGUUUCAACUUCGGAAUAAAACUGAAUUUCUUUGUAAACCAAUAGAUUGGAAUCGUUGCGUUUGUGUGGGAGUAAAAAAAAAAGAAGAAAUGUAAUCAGGACAGAAGAAAAUACACAUCACUUCUUUAGGAUGCAUCCAUUUUCACGGGAGUCAUGGAAGAUGCGGCAUGUUUUGCCUAUUCUAAGCAGGGGAGUUCCGGCUUUCAGACAAAAUGUGGAGAUUUUAGCACUUCAUCAUCACGGCGUCCUUUUCCUCUCCUUGAAAAGAAGUUGACGUAAACAGCUGACUGGGUAUUACAAGUCAAGGUUCAGAAAUGUGAACAGCUGUGAGCCAAACAGAGCUGCAUGAUGGGUUGGAAUGGACAGUCUGAACACAAAGCCACGCGAGCAGAAACCACGACACAAACAUGAGAAAUAAAUAAAGGACAAAACUGAAAAAA